This is a messenger RNA of Trachemys scripta elegans, 4121 nucleotides long. RefSeq names its product alpha tubulin acetyltransferase 1 (gene ATAT1). NCBI's taxonomy places the organism in Eukaryota, Metazoa, Chordata, Testudines, Emydidae. The transcript is spliced from 10 exons. The record is from RefSeq and is a predicted model, not a curated record. Bases 46 to 957 code for a protein of 303 amino acids. Gene Ontology annotation, molecular function: tubulin N-acetyltransferase activity. Gene Ontology annotation, cellular component: microtubule. Gene Ontology annotation, biological process: alpha-tubulin acetylation.
AGGCGGGGCGGGGGGCGAGCAGCAGGACCCGGAUGCCGGCGGGCUAUGGAGUUCCACUUCGAUGUGGACGCGCUGCUCGGGGAGCGGGUCACGGCGGUGGACCAGCACCUCCAGCCGCCGGGCCGCAGGGGGCCCGGCUACACCGCGGCCCAUAGGGUGGAUCUGCAGCAGCAGCUCAUGACCAUCAUAGACGAGAUGGGCAAGGCCUCGGCCAAGGCCCAGAACCUGCCGGUCCCAAUCACCAGCGCCUCACGGAUGCAGACAAACCACCACGUUCUCUACAUCCUGAAGGACAAUGAAGUGAAGACAGCGGGGAAAGGGGCCAUAAUCGGCUUCCUCAAGGUCGGCUACAAGAAGCUCUUCCUGCUGGAUCGCCAUGGGGCUCACAACGAGGUGGAGCCGCUGUGCGUGCUGGACUUCUAUAUCCACGAGUCACUGCAGAGGCACGGCUACGGGAAGGAGCUCUUUCAGUGCAUGCUGCAGCGCGAGCGAGUGCAGCCCCACCAGUUGGCCGUGGACCGCCCCUCGGAGAAACUCCUCUGCUUCCUCCGCAAGCACUACAACCUGCAGGGGACCAUCCCCCAGGUGAACAACUUUGUGAUCUUCGAGGGCUUCUUUGCCGACCAGCAUGCUCCGGUGAGGAAGUUGCCUUCAAAACGUGCCGAGGAGGAGAUAAAACCCUACUCUCUAACAGACCGAGAGUUCCUGAAGGAGGAGGUGGAGCCACCCUGGCCCUUCAACCAGUCGCAUUCGCUGAACCGCUCCAGCAGCCUGGGGAACUCGCCGGUUCGCACCUGCCUCAAGCCCUUCCUCAACGAGCAGGAGCUGCUGCGGAACCUGCGCCUCUGCCCCCCACACGCGGCCGCCCACCACCUGCUCAACGGCGAGCAGGGCGAGCCGGCCGCCCAGAGGCGGAGAACCAGCUCCCUCACCCGCUCGGAAAACACCAGCCAUUGACGUCGCCGCUGUGUCCCCCACCCCCGUCCCGGCUUGGUCGUCCAUUUGUGUCUUGAGAUCUCGGCAAGGGGCGGGGGUUCAGCCCCAUCGCGCCUCCCCAGCCCUUUUUUAUACGCUUGGGGGACUGGCGCAGACGCCGGGUUAUUUCCGGGGCUCAGUGGGUGUUUUUCCUGGGCUGCUUGGUUUUCUAUGGAAUGAUCCUAAAACACCCUCCGAAGAGGGAUCCGGUCCCGUUAGCACGGUAGCUCUCCCCCGCCCCCUUUUUUUUAAAUAUGCGUAUGUUGUACUUUGGAUCCAAAACUCUCAGAGGUUUACAGUGGGAAAUCUGGUUCUGAUCGUUCCUCCCGUGCCGGAUCUCAAAAUGGGAUCCGCUGCUUGGUGCCUGAUAAGAUCCUCCCACUUGUGUUUGUCUGUAGGUGGAUUUAAAGCGAAGGAUCCACUGAAAAUUGGCAACCUUAGACUCAGAAAUAGGACCCCCUUGUUUGUCUUGGGUUCUAAGUGGGAUCCACUCUAGCUUGCCAGGGGACUCAAACUAGGUCUCCUCAAUCCACUCUAGAACCAGGUCCCCUUGCAGAUCACCAAUGGCUUACUUAAGGAUAGAAUCCAUGUGUGUUCCUUAGUGGGUGGAUCUAAAAGCAAUCCACUAAUUUGCUGACUUGAGAAAGGGAUCCCUUUAUUUUUCUGAGUGGCUGAAUCUAAAAGGGAUCACCAAAUGCUAACCUCAUAAUCAGAAAUAGGCUCCCCUUAUGUUUUUCGGUGGAUCUAAGUGGGAUCCAAUGUGGGUGGAGUCUAGAGCAAGGUGCCCCUUGUGGUUCAUGCUUGCUGGAUUUAAAUGAUUACUGCUGAUCACCAAUUACUGGUUAUGUUUCUUAAUUGGUGGAUCUAAAAGGUAUCUGCUGCAGGUCACCAAUUCCUGGUUUUAAAAUGAGAUCCCAUGUGAUUUGCAGUUGGUAGAUUUAAAAAGAUCCACUCUUGCCCACCAACAGAAGACUCUGAAAUAAAGUCCCUUUGUCUUGUGGUGUUGCUGGAUCUAAAAAGGAUCUGCUGCUGAUUACCAGUUGCUGGCUUCAAAAUAUGACUCCUUCCUUGUUUCCCAGUGGCUGGAUCUAAAAGAGAUCCAGUGCAGAUCACCAGUAGCUGUCUCCAGAAUAAGAUCUGCUUCUGUAUUCUCUUGAGUGGGUUAGAAAGGGAUGUGCUUCAUGCUGCCAACUACUGAAACCAAACUCAGAUUCUUUGAUUGGUGGAUCUGAAAAGGGGCCCACCUUAGCAACACCCAAGACCGACAGGCUCCUGCGUCCUCCAAAGGCGAUCCGUUACAUGUUGCCAAUUGCUAAAUCCAACAAAUAGAGCCCGCCCCCAGCUUCCUGGUUGGCUGGGCUGCCAUAUGGCUCCAUUACAAAUGCCUCCUAAAAAAGUUGUCUACAAAUUGCCAAUGGCUAGAACCUCCAGAGGGAUCCACUGUCUACUGUCAGAUCCCUCCGAGGGGUCCCUUCAGCUGACAGAUCCAUGGUAGGGAGCUAUGGAGGAUGCCCCCAAAGGAACCACUGUUAAUGACUUCUCAGUUGCUUUUGCCCCAGUUCCCCUGAAGGCAUCACAGCUGUUCGUAGGCAGAAGAGUCUAGUGGAUUAGAGUAGGGGGGUUUGAGAGCCAGGACUCCUUGGUUCUAUCCUCAGUUCUGGGAGUGGAGGGGCCUAGUGCGUUAAAGCAGGAAGGCUGGGAGUAGAGAUCCCUGAGUCUCUUCACAGACUCACAAUGUGAAACUGGUCAAGUCCUUUCCCUGCUCUGUGCCUCAGUUUCCCCAUCUGUAAAUGAGGAUAAAAUUAGGGCCCCAUCUCCCAGGUACGUCAUGAGGCUUAAUGAAAGUGUUAAUUAGUUAAUAAUUAUUAACACUGGAAAACUUUAGUUCUAAAUCCUCCCUGACCCCAAUCUGGUGCACUUAUUUUUAAAUUAUAUUAGAACCUGGAGGCCCAGCUGAGAUCAGGGCCCCUUUGUGCCAGGCGCUGCACAGACACACAGGGAGAGACAGUCCCUGCCGCAGCUGAGAUCAGGGCCCCGUUGUGCCGGGCGCUGCACAGACACACUGCGAGAGACAGUCCCUGCACCAGCUGAGAUCAGGGCCCCGUUGUGCCCUGCCUCAAAGAACUGACAAUCAGACCAGGCAGAUAAGGGAAGAAUUGUUCUCCCCAUUUUACAGAUGGGGAAACUGAGGCCAGAGAAAUUCAUGCCUAGAUCCUCAUCGGUAUGUAGAUACCUGUGAUGAAGUGGGAAUGUUCUAUAGUAGUUAUAUGAGACAUAUACAUGCCUCAGUUUCCCCGUACUCAGUGCUCCCCGUCAAUACCGUGACAGCGGCAGCUUCUUCCAAACAACGUAACCGUUGGUUAGUCACCCGGCACACGGCAGCUGGAGGUUCUUAGGUCAGCGUGGAGGAAAGAAGUUCAAGCACAGUGAACUCCAUGGUCAGGCACUGUCUCUCUCAAGCCGACCUCCUUCCUCCGCUCCCAGCUUCCUCCGGAAGCCAGUACUCCUCCCCCACCUCUCGCUCGUUUGUUCUGGGCUUUUUGUUCAGCUUCCUGGCAGAGGGGCGGGGAAAUCCAUGAAGCCCUGGAGCUCAGUCCUCCCUCACUGGCCCCCUUGUUAAUCUGGGUCAGUUUCCACCAGUUCUUUAAGGGCUCUUGGUUCCACCCAGGCAGGGAGGGGACCCCCACCUAUAUCUCUUAGCCUACUCUGAGAGCAAACUUAAAUCUGUUCCUCCACUGGGUACCAGUGCCACAUGCAGGGGAAACUGAGGCACACACAGGCCUCCAUACAAAUACUACAGAAAGUCCCCACUCCUUCACAAUGCCCAUUGAACUCACUAGCUGUUACCCACCUAGAUGCCUGGGAGGAUCUGCACCUCCAGGACUUGCCAAAGGUCACACCCACACAUUGGCAGAGCUAGGAACUGAGCCCAGAGCUCCUGGCUCCCAGCCCAGGGCCUUGUCCACCAGCCUUCCAGCGCAUCGCUAGCUCACUGGGUUGACAGUGUCUCUCUGAUCUCUGGCCCCGUUUGUCCCCUCCCAGCCACCCAGGGCUCUGAGCUGCCUUCGGUCGUUAGCGGGAACAUGAGCUUUUGUUUACAUUUCAAUAAAGUUUGGAGAUUUUUUUAAUUAUUAUUCAAAACCUUC